Molecule: messenger RNA, 1739 nt
Organism: Xiphias gladius (swordfish)
Lineage: Eukaryota; Metazoa; Chordata; Actinopteri; Istiophoriformes; Xiphiidae
Gene: chid1
Product: chitinase domain containing 1
Exons: 12
Coding region: 302-1462 (386 amino acids)
Biological process (GO): carbohydrate metabolic process
Cellular component (GO): extracellular region
Molecular function (GO): chitin binding; oligosaccharide binding
Source: RefSeq, a predicted model, not a curated record
ACACGGCUUCGUUCAACCUCCAGAAACACGUUGAGCUCAGCUGUCGAUCAAGCUGGCACCAACCGCCCGACAGUCAAAGCCAGUUUGUUUCUCAUAAAUUCGGGUUAUAAGUUGUAGCCGUAGGAACGGGGCCGUUCUGGCUCGUCGUUCUGUGUGAUUUCGGACCGCCGGUGAAUAUGCUGGUCGUCAGUCUGCCAGAUCUCUGUCAGGAAGGACGCACUUGCGCUGCAGACCUGCAGCCCUGAGCUAACCUCAUUUUAAUUGAACUGCUUCGCGACACCUUUUCACUGCCUUUUUGGAAAUGAGGACGGCGUUGGUCCUGCUGCACGCCAUCUCAUGCUGCUGGCUGGUCCGUGCCACACUCUCAAAAACCGAUGCAAAGAAGUCGCAUAAAGCUGAGGCUGAGACAUCUCCAGCUGAGAUAUCUGUGUUGGAGAGAGGCCUUGUUGUGUCAGACCCGCACUGGAAAGACAUAGUGAAGGAGGAGAAGAGACACUGUACUCAAAUCAAGAGAUCAUUUAAAGGACCAGUGCUUGGAUAUGUCACACCUUGGAACUCCCACGGCUAUGACGUUGCCAAAAUGUUUGGCUCCAGACUGACCUCGGUGUCCCCAGUGUGGCUCCAGCUUCGCCGACGAGGACCGGAAACCUUUGACGUUACGGGGCUCCACGACCACGACCCAGGAUGGGUCAAAGCUGUACGCAAGUCUAACAAAAAAGUCAGGAUGGUGCCCCGGCUGUUAUUUGACGGCUGGUCUUACCAGGACUACAUGAGCGUGCUGGGGAGUGAAGAUGAAAUAGAAGAGCUGGGCAGUGAGCUGGUGGAUGUUGCAAAGACUGAGGGUUUCGAUGGCUUCACCUUGGAGCUGUGGAGCCAGCUGGGCGGUAACAAAAGAAAGGAGCUGGUGCAUUUGGUGAAACACAUAUGUGAGAGUUUGAAGGCUAAGAGAUUGGACUGCAUUCUUGUCAUUCCACCUGCGGUGACAAGUACGGGGCAGCCAGGUAUGUUCGGCAGGGAGGAGUUCGAACAGUUGGCCCCGGUAGUCGACGGAUUCAGCCUCAUGACGUAUGACUACUCCAGCGGUGCUAGACCAGGCCCAAGCUCUCCCCUGCCCUGGGUGAGAGACUGUGUUCUCCAGCUUGCACCCAACACUCAGUGGAGACAAAAGAUCCUGUUGGGGCUCAAUUUAUAUGGCCUUGAUUUUGGAAGCCAGGGAACAGAGCCAAUCCUGGGGGGAAGGUACAUUGAGAUUUUGCGAGAACACAGGCCCAAACUUCUCUGGGAUGAAUACUCUGCGGAGCAUUAUUUCAGUUACAAGAGGAACAAUGCAGUUAAGCAUGUGGUGUACUACCCAUCACUGAAGUCAGUCUACCUGAGAAUCUCUUUAGCAACUGAACUGGGAACUGGAAUUUCCUUAUGGGAACUGGGACAAGGACUGGAUUAUUUCUACGAUCUCCUAUGAGAGUUGGACUUGUUAUUGAAGGCCGGGGACCUUGGAUCAUCAACACAAUACAUAUAUAUAUUUUUUUUUCCUCUGGAACAUGGUGCAGAAAGAACUCAGGUGCUGUGUGCAGGUAUAUUUUUCUUUUUCUCUCUGAGCAACUGAAGUGAACUCUGAAAUGAGCCAUUGACAGGUUUUAGUUAAUACUCAACCUGUCUGAGGGUCAUGAAAAGUGUUGAGAAAUCUUGUCUACGUAAAUGAAACUGGGAUUUGUUGAUUUAAAAAAAAAAAAAAAAAG